Molecule: messenger RNA, 666 nt
Organism: Penicillium cinerascens
Lineage: Eukaryota; Fungi; Ascomycota; Eurotiomycetes; Eurotiales; Aspergillaceae
Product: Short-chain dehydrogenase/reductase SDR
Exons: 1
Coding region: 1-666 (221 amino acids)
Cellular component (GO): fungal-type vacuole membrane
Source: RefSeq, a predicted model, not a curated record
AUGUCAGUGGUCAGGAUGGCCAGCACAGGAUCCGAAAUUGAAAUGUACAGAGUGGCCUCCCGUGCCUCUUGUUCUCUCUUAGAAGCAGCGUUCGCAUAUAUCGCCGCCAUAGGGUCUACAUUACACACUAUUACAGAACAGACACAUAAUGCGCCGAAAUCUAACCACCCACCACCAAAUGGCGGCCCCGUGGCAUGGCUGCAAGUCCUCGCGGGCCACCUUUUCGUGUUUAACACCUGGGGCUAUGCCAACAGCUUUGGCAUCUUCCAAGCCUACUACGCCUCAUGGCUCUCCCUACCUGCCUCUACCAUCUCCUGGGUCGGUAGUGUCCAGGUGUUCCUCAUUUUUCUAAUCGGCUCGGUCUCAGGGCGGGCAUUUGAUACUGGGUAUUACCGGCCAGUUUUGGGGAUCGGGUGUGCAAUGCAGAUAGUGGCCGUCUUCAUGACGAGCCUCUGCACAAAGUACUGGCAAGUUUUUCUAGCCCAAGGUGUGUGUCAGGGCCUAGGAAAUGGCCUCAUCGUCUGCCCAACAAUUGCGUCGGUGUCAACAUACUUCACCACAAAAUGGACAAUCGCCAUCUCGACAGCUGCAAGCGGUGCUGCAAUGGGGGAAUUGUCUUCCCGAUCAUUGGGGAGAAGCUACUGCCUCAAAUUGGCUUCCCCUUGA